AUGUGGAAGCGCAGUUUUCACGAUUUCCUGUUGAAGUAUUCUUCUCCUUUGAUUAUUAGCAUUACCAUGGAACAAUUGCAAAAGACGGCUAAAACCUUCCGACAAGUAUGUCAACCGAAGCAUCAAAUUACAGACGCUGUGGCCGACGACGUCAACAAUGGAGUUUUCGCCGACACGAAACAAUUUAAAUGCUACGUUAGCUGCCUGCUCGACAUCAUGCAGGUUGCCCGCAGGGGCAAGGUGAACUACGAAAAGUCACUCCGGCAAAUCGACACCAUGCUUCCGGAUGACUUAAAGUCUGACUUCCGGACCGGACUUGAGGCGUGCAAGAACGCUGCAAAGGGCAUCAAGGACCAUUGUGAGGCUUCAUACGUUCUGUUGCAAUGCUUUUAUAAAAAUAACCCUAAGUUCAUUUUCCCAUAA
This is a messenger RNA of Anopheles cruzii, 423 nucleotides long. Its product is annotated as general odorant-binding protein 72-like. Gene Ontology annotation, cellular component: extracellular region. Gene Ontology annotation, biological process: sensory perception of smell; olfactory behavior. NCBI's taxonomy places the organism in Eukaryota, Metazoa, Arthropoda, Insecta, Diptera, Culicidae. Gene Ontology annotation, molecular function: odorant binding; dibutyl phthalate binding. Bases 1 to 423 code for a protein of 140 amino acids. The transcript has 4 exons. The record is from RefSeq and is a predicted model, not a curated record.